AUGCGAGCGCCGCCGCUGCUGCUGCUGCUGCUGAUGGCGGCCGCGGGCCUGGCCGUGAGUCCGCUCGCGCGCCUCAACCCCUGGCUGAGCGCGUGCGACCUGGAGGAGGAGGGCGCGGGCAGCGUGCGCGAGUGCGGGGGCGCGGCGUGCGGCGGCGGCGGCGGCGCGCCCGACGUGCUGAAGGAGCGCGACGUGCCGCACCUGUGCGCGCUGAGCACACCUGCACGCGCGCGGCGUCUCGCGGAGUUGCGGCUGCGCGCGUGCUGCGAGCGCUCGCCCGCCUCCGCGCUGGACAGCGGCGCGCGCGAAGCCGUGCUCUCCGACCAACAAAGUUGCGAGCGCGCGCUGCACGACCUCCUCGGUCUCGACGCUAUGGUUGCGCGCGUGCACUGCGAUUUCGUCGACAUCCUCAGAAGAUACGACUGCGACCAGCCCUACUCCGUGCACACGUGUCACGAGUGCCAGGAAACUUAUCGACGUUGGGCGUGCAGUACAAUGGUGCCAUUGUGGGUGGAAGAAGGGUCAGAAGAGGGCAGCGAGGAGACGGGCAGGUCGCGGCGCGCGCCCGCCGAGCACGCGGCGCGGUGGCACGCGCGGCACCUCGAGCGCGUGGGGCACCUGGACCGGCGGCGCGGCGGCGCGGGCGGCGUCGUGGGCCGCUGGGUGCGCGCUGCCGCCGCGGGGCCCGGCCGGCCCCUCGUCCGCCUCAAGCCUUGCCUUUCCGUCUGCCAGCUCGUCGAGCAACACUGCCCCUACUUCCUGCCGGCGGAUCGCGCGCCCGCGUACCCCACGCAAUACGCCGGCGAGCCAACGUUCCUAUGUCUCGACCCGCGUAUCCCGGAGACGGGUGCGCAGGCGAACAAGUCCAACUACGGGCGGGACGAGUGCUGCUACUGGUACUGCGAGGGGAGGCUGUGCUACCGGUGCGAGCUGCGGCUCAGCGAGUCGCAGCGGCCGGAGGCGGAGCGCUGCCCGGCCGUGGAGGAGCGCGUGGCGGGCUGCUCGGUGCCGUACCAGGCGGCGGCGGGCAGUGCGCCGCGCCCGCGCCCGCGCCCGCCGCUGCUGCUGGCGCUGCUACUGCUCGGCCUGGCCGCGCACGCACGGACCCACUGGACCGCGGCCACGCGUUUAGUGAAAGUGCGCGAUUCGAGGUUAUAGUUUUACGUUAACGUGCGUCGCACCCGCGCGUCCCGCGAUCGCCGGCCAGCGAUCGGAACCUCUGUUAGUGCAGAACUUAUUAUAAUAAAUAGCGUGCGGUUACGAGACCGACGAGCGACGCGAGCCGCCGCCGCCGCCGCGGCCUACACUCUAACUCCACGUUUGUGCCCGCUCGUUGGUUACACCCGAAGUAUGGAAACACCAAAUGUUCACUCAUGAAUUACUUUAUGCAUUUAACUCGUAAGCGCUGUUUGCCGAUGUUCCGGCCAAUAUGUUAAUAUUUUUGGCACGAUUUGUAAACAAAGAUACAUGUUUUGCGUUAAGCGAAGAUGUUGCGUAUAUUUUACAUAGUGUUUUACAGUUGUAUUGUUCAUAAGAUACACAGUUUAUGUUCUAUAUUAUAUAUUAUGCUGACUAGUUUACCUACACGAAAAAGCAAUACUACAAAUGGUUAAGAUACAGAACCGCAAAAGGUCGUUCAUAGAGAUUCAAUGAUUCAAUCAAUGUACAUACUUGGGUACAUUUGUACGAAGCGUUAUUUGCAUUAGGAAAACGUGUGAUGUGUUUUAUACUACAUUAUUAUGUAGACCAGACCUGGUGCAAUAAAAUACUUGCAAUAACGUGCCACAAUAGCAAGCUUUGACAGAUUGGGAUAUGCAGCAUUGAGAGACGCCGCGCCGUGCGACGAAGAGUAGACCUAACGUUCUUGGAUCUGCAAUCGUACCUUAAUUUGUAGGGCACGAAGGAAACGUGACAAAUUUCGGGGACGUGAUCUGGACGGCAGAAAUCUACUCUUUAGAGCACGCCCCCAUAGGUAGACGGAAUACUGGUACAGGCGGAUCGUUUCUUAGAGAGUUAUUUUUGUAAUGUUGCACAAGUGCAGCGAGUGCGCCGGCGCCGCGGAGGCAGCGCCAUCUGCGGCAGAGUGUCGGCGCGGCGUCGCCGCCCGCGCACGUCAGCGCCUAAUUAAUAGUGACUACAUGAUUAUGUAUAAAUGAAAUAAUAUAGGAUUAAUAAAGUAGUUGUUGUUUUGUAAGAAGUAAAAUAUUAUGAAUAAUGCAUAUAAUGAAAGUUAUAUGUAAUAUAUUCCGUCUUAUGAUCUAACAUUUUGGUAACACAGAAUGGUUGAAAAUGAUUUUUAUAUGAAUUGAUUUUUAAUAUAUAUUAUUGUAUAUGUAUAUCGUGUCGACUAUUGAUAAUGGUAAAUGACCUUCAUCGUAUUGUUGUUUCAACAUUUAUAGGUAACAACAUUUGUUAGUUUUGUUUUAUUUUUGAAGAAUAUUAGAAGAGUAUCGUUAAACAUUGUGUGAUGAAAAGAGCAUAAUUUAAUGGUUAUUAAGACUUUAUUGAAUGAACAUUUGUUGAGAAUAUUGCCCUCGGAAGGCAUGUAGUUGUUGUAUUCAAAUAAAUGAUAAUAAUAUUAAGUAAGUUAUUUUUUACGUUUUUAUCGUGUGUACAUAAUGUCAAAAACGGUUUGUUGUUUCCACUCCCAUACUUAAUCGUCGUCACCGAAGGUGCUAAAGGUCUAUUAACGCUUCUUAAGACUUGGUUUGUGUCAACUUCCAACACGAGGUGGUCGGCCUGGCUGUCCGCGCGUCACGGCGCUCACGGCCGCGCGGCCAGCCGAGCCGUGGUUCCACGUUCUCGGCAAUACUGAUGCCUCACACUCAUAUCACUCGACGUUUACAAAACUUCGCCUACAGAAGCUAUCAUCUAUUUUCAUAGAGAAUAUUCCUUGAGUAAAGUUCACUACGUAGACUAGUUAGUAGGUGGUGUGAGCAAGUGGUGACAAUAGAUCAGUGAGUCGUUAUUGUUUCAGUCGAGUACGUUCGCUCGCGCUCCUCAGUGCCUUCACUCGGGAACUGGCACCACACUGCGCGCAUACCUGCCCGGUUGUUUAGCUCAUCAGCAGUCGCCUCCAUCCUCCAUCCCUGGAACGGUAGAGUAGUCUCGCCAUCGCGUCGUUCGCAUACAUUCGGUAUCCGCAGUUGCAAGUAAAAUGUUGAGAAUCAUAGUGUUAGUCUCUUCAAGAGAGUUUAUAGUAGGAAUUAGCGUUCGAGAGAUGUUAACAAUAAAAAGUUUGAAAUCAAUUGUUUGCUAUUCAUUGAAUACAGAUAUUUUAACACUUUAUUGAGGUUCAUGUCACAAAUUGAUACCUAUUGUUUCUAUAUUCACAGAUAUAAAUAUAUACAUGUUUGGUUGCAUAUUUAAUCUAAGAGUCUAACUAGAGUAUCUAAAUAAGGAAAGUUUCUGGUUAAUAAACUCAUUUCAGAGAGUCGGGUCUUAAUGCACAUAAUUAAAUUAAAGUAAACAGCAACGUGUUGCGAGCUGUACGUCGCCCUACUGCGUAGGUGCUCUUCUAUGGUAUCAACGUGUAUCUAUCUUAUAUAAAUUAAAUUAUCAAAAUGUCUAAAAUUUAGUAAUAGAAAAUGAAUUACUAGAACAUAAUUAAUUGGAUCAAUUUCGAGCACUCGUUAAAACUUACACAUUGACCGUGCAUUUCUUCUUGUGGGUGUUGCCACUGUACACUAUCGAUGUCUUCACUCGUUCACUUUAGUAGAGUAGAAGAUAGUGAAAGACCAAAAGAGAGGAGUUCGGUUCGGAUGUUAAGUACUGAUGCUUUUCAUUUGUCAACUGUUCAAUAACGACAAUCAUCUCACAGCCCCGCAAGGUAUGUCGUAGAUUCCGAAACCUGGAUGAAAAAAUAUGUACCUAAUUUAAAAUUUCGUCAUAAGAACCUACAUACACAAUUACACCCAAAAAACGAACAUGAGCGCUUCCUGAAAAUGUAUGACUCAAACAAAGAGUCAGCAGGAUUCAAAGAAAACAGUAGUAAGGGCGUGACGUGAGACGAGCGGUGACGAUCGGUGCAGUACGCGGCGUGCGCGUGCGCGCUGCGCGCCUUACCGACUACACACACACACACACGUGCACUCACACAAAACGUGCCAUUCUCUCUAGGUUUAGUGUACGGGUGUAUUAUUGAUUUUCGUUAAACGUUUGGUGAUAGUGUAUACAUUAUGUUUACGAAAUAAUAUACGUAUGUUUUGAUGUACAUAAUAAAGUGUAAAUGUUUAACGCACAAAUAAUAUGAUGAAAAGCUGAUGUAAAGCAGUGUACGAAAACGUAUGUAUUAGCUGUAAAAUGUAUCUGGGAAGUAAAGAUUAGGAAAUAAUGAUUGUAGGAAGUUCCAUGCUCCGUCUGCUGCCGAGAUCUCGUUCGUUUGUCUGCCAUAUCGUGGUUCUCUUGCUGACAUUCCGUUGUGCCCCGCCGCGCGCUGCGUGGCCGGCGCCGGCGCGGCAACCUUACCUCAAGUCCAUUUCAAUGUAAAUUACUCGAUAAUCAGGAAUUAACUAGUUGUACUGUUCUAUAUUUUAAGUCCCUCACCUUAGGUUGCGCGGCAACUCAGUUGACUGUCACACACACGCACAAAACAAACAGAAGGUUAGGCUUUCGGGGUCGUCCAUCGAUGAUUAAUCGUUUUAAAUGUGUAUUUCGUACAUUAUUGUUCACAAGAGUACAGAUAGUAAUAUAAGUAAGCAAAACACCAAAUCGUAGCCUUUACAUACACGACAGUUAUCCGCGACAUAGUAAGUAAUAAACAAAGCAACGUACGGUACGUUCCACUUUGGUUCCAAUCGCUGUGAUAUGUACUUGAAUACAUAUAACGUGUUAUAUUCACUCAGUACUAAUAGGUACGUAUACAUAGUAUUCAAUGAAGUUCGAUGGAAUGUUUCCGUGAUCGUGAUGAUUAUAUAUUUUGUACGAUUUAUUAUUUUCGAUGACUGCCAGUAGAUGUCACUAUGCUUAGGGGUAUAAAAUGUAAGAUGUAACUCGGCUGUGGUAUUAAAACAUUCUAGCGAAAGCCAUGCCGGUGAUAGUUCGUUUACUAAACUAAAUGUCUACAAUAAUUAACUAAGUACCGAAUAGAUUGCUUUAAUGUUCAAAGAUGAUCGUAUUCAUUUUAAUACCACAACUGAAUGUUAAGAAACAACGAAUAUGAUUCACGAUUGAUGAUUUUGUUACGCAAAACGUUGAUUUCGUUUACUUUAUAAUACUUACAAUAAAAUAUUAUGAAGAGUUCUUUUAGUUUCUGUGUUAUUCAUAAGUUCCAUGCGAGAAACAUUUAGUUUACAAUUCGGCUUGAGUUGUAUGAGUUUCUGAAAGUGUACGAAUCCUCUGUGAAGUAAUGUGGUUGAAGUUAGGUGACGUAAUGGUUGCCUGCAAUAACAGGAUACGAGUACGAUAUGGCCUUCCACAAUUUAGGCAAAAGUUAAGUAAAUUAAGACACAUUUGAAAAUGUAUCAAGUCUUAUGAAGUUAUACCUAGUGUAUCAAUACAUAAUACAUAUAAAUAGAUUUAACAAUUUGUACCUUAUUUUAAACGGAGAGUUUCAUGAGUAAGCGAUUCAAGUUGCAACCCCGAAAGUUUCUCUUUAGAUUCUAAUCGUUGGGUAAUAUCAUUUUAUAAUUUUAUUAUGUCACAUGUUUUAUUGUACAAAUACGUAGAUAAAUCAAAGCCGUUCCAUGUAAUAAUAUAUUUAAUAUAUUAUUCUGAAUGUUAAUAAGGUGCACGGGCAGGCAGAUAGCAGAUACGUACAUGUAAAUGAAAUUCACGCAUAAAUAGUUCAUUAUUAAUUUACCAAUGCAUCAGAUGCAUUUAAAUUGAAGAAGAAUAUAGUCAGCAUUUGACAGUUAUAAAUAUCAAAGUCGCCACUUUGAUGUAAUGGAGCUUAGUAAAAUUGUUGUUGAAUAAAAUGUAAAAUAAAAAAAUAUAGAUAUGUUGAAGCGUUGAUGAUACUGGUUGAUACUUGAUUGGGGGCUUGUGAUACUUCAGGCACAUCGAUGUAACUGUACUACUACUGCCUAAUAGUGAGCUACUGGAAUGCAGUAUAAAUAAGUGAAUAAUGACUGCCUGAGCCUCCGAAAGCACUUGG
Molecule: messenger RNA, 6094 nt
Organism: Spodoptera exigua (beet armyworm)
Lineage: Eukaryota; Metazoa; Arthropoda; Insecta; Lepidoptera; Noctuidae
Source: the annotation of a GenBank genome assembly